Molecule: messenger RNA, 3657 nt
Organism: Penicillium salamii
Lineage: Eukaryota; Fungi; Ascomycota; Eurotiomycetes; Eurotiales; Aspergillaceae
Source: the annotation of a GenBank genome assembly
AUGGCGCCAGGGCAACAAUCCCAGACUCCCCAGACUCAUCGGGUCGGGGAGCACUGGAGUGGUGCCAAUCCCAUCCCCACGAUCCGCCAUUUUAUGGAGCAUAUCGAUGCCGAAAAGAAAGAACGCGAUCACAGGAUUGAUGAAGAAAACAGAAUCAAAAAAGAGCAAGCUGCGCGCUCCAAGGCGCAGGAGAAAGCCGGGGUGAAACCCGAGGAAGAGGAGGGAGAUGCGGUCGCUCACAAAGCACGCGAGGUAUCGCAGGCUAAGAUGCGCACGGUGACGGAUCCCACCACCGGCAAGGAUAUUGGGGUGGAGGAUCAAGAUGAGACCUCAAUGGAAGCUGUCAAGAACCCAAUGGAGGUCCAAACCAGCGCCGACCAAGAUCUGGCUGAAUACAAGGAAAAUCAAGACAUUACAGCACCCCCCGAUCCCAUCGCCGAAGGCACAACCUCCGAUGUCCCCAUCCGAGGCGAAAAAACCAACGUCCUAUUCCACCCGACUCCGACCGUUUCAUACCAGCCCAUGUUUGAGGUUCUACACAAGCGUGCCGCGGGACUUUGCAUUGGUAUCCCUGCCGCAAUCAUUGUCAUUGGGCGCAUCUUUGGAGGAUCCUUUUGGGGUCUUAUUCCCUUGGCAUUUUGUAUCUCGUCGGGUGUGUGGCUGUGGAUGCAAGAAGUCAUUCGCAGUGGCCGGGAGAUGGAAUGGAGCAGUGAGCAACUUCGCGGUCAAAUGGCCACGGCCAAUCUGCUCCCAGAGUCUGUCGAAUGGAUGAACAGUUUCCUCGGUGUGGUAUGGGGACUGGUCAACCCUGAAAUGUUGACGCCCAUGGCCGACACCAUCGAAGACAUUAUGCAAGUCUCAGCACCAAGUGUUGUGGAAAAUGUUCGAAUUGCAGAGAUCGAUCAGGGCAAUAAUCCACUGCGCAUUCUCAGCAUGCGAGCGCUUCCAGACGAGCAUGUGCAAGAUCUGAAGGACAACAUUCACGAAGAAAAUAAGAAAAACAAGGAUCCACAGGAAGCCGCCGCCGCCGAAGAAGGUGGCAGCUACUACAACAUGGAGGCAUCAUUUGCUUAUCACGCGAAGCCAAGCAGUCAAACUGCAUCAUCAAAAGCUCGCAAUAUGCAUAUGCAACUGGUGUUCUACCUUGGCAUCCGGGGCCUGUUCGGUGUACCAUUCCCGGUAUUUGUGGAAUUGAUUGAAUUAGUUGGAACGGUCCGCAUGCGCUUCCAGAUGAUGCCCGAAGCACCAUUCAUGAAGGAUGUGACAUUUACCUUGGUUGGCAUUCCCCACGUCAGGGCAGGAUGUAUGCCAAUGCUCCGGAAAGGAGUCAACGUUUUGAACUUACCUCUCAUCUCCAAUUUUGUGAACUCGGCCAUCGGUACGGCAUGUGGAAUGUUUGCAGCUCCCAAGUCAAUGACUAUGGACCUGGGUAUGAUGCUUACGGGUGACGAUAUUCACAAGGACACCCUGGCUUUGGGUGUGAUGUGGAUUCGCAUUCACCGCGCAGUGGGUCUGAGCAAACAGGAUACUCGUGGAAGUGAAGGUGGCGGCAGUGACCCGUACAUCAACCUGUCUUUCUCCAAGUAUGGAAAGCCAAUGUAUUGCACUCGAGUGAUUACAGACGAUCUCAACCCGAUGUGGGAGGAGACUGCCGCUCUCUUAGUGACACCUGAACUGAUCAAAGCCGACGAGAAUCUGAGCAUCGAGCUUUGGGACUCGGAUAGGAAUACCGCCGACGACAUCGUCGGAAAGGUAGAAUUGCCUAUCCGUGAGAUGUUGCAGCACCCCAGCAGAAUGUAUCCUCAAAUCUCGAAGCUUCAAGGUAUGGACGAGGGUAGUGAAAUGCCCGGUCAGUUGCACUGGGAGGUGGGUUACUUCGGCAAGCCCAAGCUUCGCCCAGAGUUGCGAAGUGAUGGUAAGAAGAAGGAUCUUCCUGAAAAUCUGAAGGGCAACCCCACCUUCGAAGAUGAGAAGGGCACUAUCAACAAUGACGAAGAAGAUGCUGUCAUGCACACACCUCCCGACCCCAUCUGGCCAAGUGGUAUUGUGCACAUUGUUGUGCAUCAAAUCGUCAACUUGCAGAUUGCCAACAUCAAAGGAAGUGACGGAAAUCGUAAGGGCAAGGAAUACGAACCAGCCAAGCCUUAUGGCGAAAACACCGAGGAGCAGGGAGAUGAUCUCCCUACUAGUUACUGCAAGGUCCUGUUGAACGAUCAACUGGUAUACCGCACUCGUGCAAAGGCUGUCAGCUCCAAGCCAAUUUUCAACGCCGGAACCGAGCGGUUCGUACGCGACUGGCGCUCAGCGGUGGUGACCGUCACUGUGCGCGAUCAGCGCUACCGCGAGCACGACCCCAUCCUCGGCGUUGUCCCAAUCAAGCUGUCCGAUAUUCUCCAGACAAGCUCGCAGGUCACGCGUUGGUACCCCCUCGAUGGUGGAAUUGGAUUUGGACGCAUUCGCAUUUCCAUUCUUCUCCGCCAUGUCGAGACCAAGCUUCCACCAGCCAUGCUUGGGUGGGACGUUGGUACAUUUGAAUUCACCGGUGAAAAGAUCAUCGCUCAGAAUUUUGGUCGUCACACCAAGAUCAAGCUGCGUACUGGUGGCAGCGUUGGCAAGAUUACUCGACACAAGUGUCAGUUGGAAGGCAGCGAUGCGGUAUUCGAUACCUCUGAUGAGACGUUCCGGGAUUCGUUGCGGAUGCCGGUGAAGCACCGAUACCGAUCUCCCAUUGUGUUUGAGUUCCACACCCAGGGCAAGCGCAGUGCGGUGGCCUAUGCCGUCUAUUGGCUUCAGCAUCUCAUCGACAACGAAGAAACCGACAUCGAUGUCCCCAUCUGGACGACCAAGAUGGGCGAACGUCUGACCCAAAACUACAUCACAGAGGAGAACUGGAAGGCGAAGAAGGUUCCUGGCUUAGAAGACUUGACAGAGAUCGGGCGCCUCCAAUUCCGCUGCAAGUUCUCUCCCGGAAUUGACGAAUCACACGAGAGAUUCGUCGUGGACAACGAUUCGCGCGAGACAUUUGAGACCUGGGAAGCGUGCUUAGCGCAGGGAGUCCGCUCCCGCAGCGUGCACGUGGAAGUUCCCGAUGAAGUGAGACAGAAGCAUGAGCAAUCUCUGAUCGAUGGUCGGGAUGUCCUGAAACAAGCAUCUCCCUCCGAACGACGACGGUGGAUUGAUUACGACGGCCAUGACUGGAGUGGAGCCUUCGGGCAUGAUCCGCGAGCAUACACCGACUCAGUCGGGCGCAAGAUUGCCGAGCCCGGCCGCGAUGGACCCCGACACGACCCCUACACUCCGCCCCCACUGAAGGGUCAGCCUGCGUCUCAGCCUAGCUUCCAAAGUCCGGAAGAGCACGACGAAAGCUCCGAUUCAGAGGGGGAGGAGGAAAAUUCCUCACUUUCCACUGGCCCUUCGACUGUUGCCGGCGACUCGGGAGGCCCUUCUUCAUCUCAGGCUAGUGUCAGUACUAGCCAGAUGAACAAAGCGAACAAACGCAGUGAGCAGCGACAGCAACGGGGUUUGAUGCAGUGGCGUCCUGCGCGUAAUGCUGCUUUUGCCAAGGAUGAGGCGAAGUUUGCGCUCCGAAAACUCAAGAAGAAGGUUGGCGCGGGUGAUCUUACUGGUCGCGAACCAGAUGUUGAAACGGAGACUUGA